AUAUUUCCCUAAAAAAAAAAAGUUAUUUUCGCUCUAAAGCAUUUACAAUACGCACAAAAAAAAGUCGAAAUAAGCACCGAACACAGAAUCCAAAAUCAAAUCAGAACAACACUUAAAGCGAUGGUGUACUCAUUUACCUCUGACUACUCUGAGGGCUGUCACCCCUCCAUCCUCAAGGCCCUAUCCGAAAUAAAUUACGAGCAGAAUCCAGGGUAUGGCGUCGAUAAGCACAACGUGGAGGCAACUGAAAUGAUUCGGGAGAUUAUUCAGCAGCCCAACGCGGAUGUACAUUUUGUUAUUGGUGGAACCAUGGCCAACAGCAUCGCCAUUGAUCUCGCGCUGCGUCCAUACCAGUCAGUGAUCAGCGCAACCACAGGCCACAUCAACACAUUGGAGACCGGCAAUCCUGAGCGCUUUGGGCAUAAGAUCCUCGCCACGGAAACUGUGAACGGAAAGUUAACACCUGAGCUGAUUGACAACAUCGUAAAGAGUAAUGUAUCUAUUCAUAUGACAGCGCCAAAACUGGUGUACAUUACCAAUACAACGGAAGUCGGCACCAUCUACACAAAGGAUGAACUCACCGAGGUGUCUCUCUUCUGUCGUCAAAAGGACCUGUACCUGUUUAUGGAUGGUGCACGCAUAUGUUGUGCAUUAUCAACAUCCGGCAACGACCUCACCUUGCCUGAGAUCGCAAGGAUGGUUGACGCGUUCACGAUUGGGCUGUGCAAGAACGGUGCCCUAUUUGGAGAAGCCCUUGUGAUUAUACACGAUGAUCUCAAGCCUGGUGCCCGGCACCUUAUAAAACAGCACGGUGGGCUCCUAUCUAAGGGAUGGUUGAUAGGUAUGCAGUUUAAACUCCUGCUACGCGAUAAUCUCUACCUCGAGCUUGCCAAACACGCGAACGACACCGCAAUGAUCCUGAAGCGUGGUAUACAGUCGUGUGGAUACACCUUCAUGAUGGACUCGGUGACAAACAUCCAGUUCCCUAUAUUUCCCCCGCAUGUCGUCAAACAUUUGGACGAGCACUUCUCAUUUUAUGUUGAAAAGGUGCUUCCACAUGGCGAAAUAGUUAUAAGGUUAUGCACGUCGUGGGCCACAAAAGAGGAAGCAUGUGUUCACUUUAUUGAGAUACUCCGAAAGAUUACUGAAAAAAAUUAAACGUAAUCUAAAUUGCAUUAAAAAGUGGUGAACACCAUAAAAAGGGAACGAGCCACGAGUGAAUUAAUCUCAUGGCACUACUAUAUUUCUAAAACUGUCAGCCUAAUUUUAAAUUGAAUGAUUGAAUCCCCUUAGAGCAUAUAAAAGAUAUCAUUGGGACACUAUUAGGAUUUUAUAUAUAUAUAUUCCAGCAUACUAUACCAUUGUUAUAAACAAAAUAUUACUAAAAUUUAUGCAUAAACAAAUCUUGUAUUAAAAUUUUCCAAUAUUUUCUAAAAGGAAAAUCCUCUGAUAUGUAGGUUUCUCUUCAUAUGUACUGGUAAUUUAAGGAUUCUGAUUGUUUUAGAU
Phytomonas sp. Hart1 is the source of this 1506-nucleotide messenger RNA. Lineage: Eukaryota; Euglenozoa; Kinetoplastea; Trypanosomatida; Trypanosomatidae. The record is from the annotation of a GenBank genome assembly.